Messenger RNA from Trichoderma asperellum CBS 433.97, 2712 nucleotides. RefSeq lists its product as uncharacterized. Lineage: Eukaryota; Fungi; Ascomycota; Sordariomycetes; Hypocreales; Hypocreaceae. Gene Ontology annotation, biological process: regulation of transcription by RNA polymerase II; DNA-templated transcription. Gene Ontology annotation, cellular component: chromatin. Gene Ontology annotation, molecular function: RNA polymerase II cis-regulatory region sequence-specific DNA binding; DNA-binding transcription factor activity, RNA polymerase II-specific; zinc ion binding. The record is from RefSeq and is a predicted model, not a curated record.
AUGACUUGGAUGGAGUCGCCACAGCCUGCGAAUGUCUUCGGGGCCUCGAUCACCUCGACGACGGGCAUCGCGGCGCGCACAGCGUCGGGGUCCAGCGCGAGCACCAGCGCGAGCAACAGCAACAGCGCCGGCGUCACGACCGCCUCGUCGUCCUACAAGCGCGCCAGCCGGAAGGGCGCGCCGCGACGCUUUGUGUGCGAUCAUGCCGGGUGCGACAAGAUCUACUCGCGCGCCGAGCAUCUGCAGCGCCAUCAGCUGAACCACAACCCGAAGGAGAUUUACCGCUGCGACGUUGGCGACUGCGACCAGAAGUUUGUGCGACUGGAUCUGCUGUCGCGCCACAAGAAGCGACACACGGCCUCGUACACGCCGAGGAACCGCAUCCCCAGCUUCGACACCGGGGGCGAUGCCACGAUCAAGUCGCCGCCGGAUCGCCAUAGCGUCGCCGCCCAGCCGCAGUCACAGCCGCAGUCGUCGUACAGUCAGCAUCACCACCAAGUGUCGACGUCGGGGCCUCACGAUGCCGCCAUUCUGCUGACUCCCGACUCCAACACGGGAUCAACUCCCGCGCCGCUGAACCAUCCGCUGACGACGGGCAGAGCAGCCCAUCCAAGCACGACGUGGGCGCCAUCGCUUGACGACCGCACGGCUCCAAGCAACAUCAUGAGACAUAGGCCGAGUUUCUACGCAACCGACCCGUCGGUUCUGCCGGAAUCGUCUGGCAUGGUGGGCUUUGGAGGCGUUGGGUAUCCUGGCGACGACUCCUUGUCGCAAGGCAACUUUGCCGCUUGGCUAUUCGACCCUCAAACCACCUACAGCGAUUUCAGCAUGGCGGGUCUUCCUUUCCUUGAAGGUGGCCUGGAGUCUACUUUCAACAACAACAUUCACUACGACUACGAGUCUCUCACCAGUUUGUCGCCCAUGGACCAGCCUCACCGACUCUCCGAGUCGUCAUCAGACGACUGGAUCACGGAAGCAAGGCGGCAAGAGCUGCUUCACUGGUUCCAAACCUUCCGCAAGAAGCAGCCGAGAUACGAGCCACUGAUGCCCAACCUGGUCCUCGAAAGCGGCGGCGACAUGCCUGCGCUAAACGUGGACAUGAUGAGAGACUGUCUCAAGGAAUUCUGGGAUAAUGUCUCGCCUCGACUCCCCAUUAUCCACCAACACACAUUCUCUCCGAACCGAUGCCCCGUUCUGCUCCUUCUUGUCAUGAUUUCCCUCGGUGCUGCAUCAUUACGGGGCCGCGAUAUGACGGGACAACUAUCAGAAUAUGGCCCCUUUGCAGAUGUAAUAAUUUCUUGUGCGCGAUGGGAGAUCUUGACCUCUGAUGAUUCUGCGCCACCUGCUAGUCUCUGGGUUUUACAGGCUCUCCUACUUCUCGAAUUUUACGAAAAGCUGUAUUCGUCUCGAAAACUGCACGAGAGGGCGCAUAUCUACCAUCCCGCAUUUCUAACGCUGCUCAGACGCGGAAGUCCCUUGAUUGGCAGAACGGGCAGUGAAUCCCCACCUGAGCCAGAUUCGCUGGGACCAGAUCGAGAAACACCGAAUAUGGCGCUAGAUUCCCGGACGUGGUGGGCUCGAUGGGCAGAGACGGAGUCGAUGCAUCGGGUCGUGUUUGCGGCGUUUAUGCUCGACGUUAUCCACGCCGCAAUGUUUGGCCACGCGGCGGACAUGGCGCCCCACGAAAUCCGACUGCCGCUCCCCUGUGACGACAACCUCUGGGCGGCGAAUAGCCCGGAUGUGGUUCGUCAACUGGAUGCCAACUUUAGAAUGUACGGCGUGAAGCAGGUCUCUUUCCUAGACGGACUGAAAAGCGCACUGCAUGGAAAGGAGGUCAAGACGCAUUCGUUUGGACGUAUGAUUAUCAUUUCGGGGUUGCUGAGCGUGGGGUGGCACUUAAACCACAGAGAGACGCAUCUGAAAUGGCUGGAUAUCCGGACGCCAUCGAUGGAGACGCAGGAAAAUUGGCGCAAGUUGCUUCUCAGAGCAUUUGACAACUGGAAGGGCAGCUUUGAUAUUGCCAUGUCCGACUCCAUUUCCGAUGCCCCUGGUCACCGAGGCAUCCCCAAUGGCCCUAUCAACAGCGCCUCAGUUCUCUAUCACCUCGCCCACAUAAGUCUUCACGCAGAUAUUGUCGAUUGCCAAGUUUAUGCCGGCGCCAAGCGUCUUCUUGGGCGCAAAGUCUCAUCCAGGGACUAUUCCAAUGUCAUCAAGCGCAUGAGCACCUGGUCAAACCAGGGGUCGACCCGCCAUGCUAUUCUCCAUGCUUUCAAGCUCCUCUACCGCGUUGUUGUCGACCCCCACCCUCGACGUCGAAACAGCCCUCACCCGCCCGAACAUGCCGCCAUUCAGUAUUCUAUCCGGAACGAGCCCGACCCUCACCGACCGUGGAUCAUGUAUUAUGCCGUGUUGGCCAUCUGGGCGUUUGUACAAGCUUUGGGGCGUCCUCCCGGAAAGGGCUUUCCGCUGCCCACAUCGCAGCUUGGACAUAGCAGUUAUGCGCGGAUGGUCGAGUACGUAUCUAGUGUUGCUGCGCUGCAAGAGCUUGACGAGCAGGCAUCAGCGGUGUUAUACGAAGGUUUGCCAGAUCUACUUGACGUGAUGGUCGACAUCCUUGAAGAAGCAGACACAGAGCUGCUGUCAGAAGCACGGGAACGGUUAAAAGUGUGCAAAGAGGUGCUACUGGGAGGACUUCCUCGGCAGCUACACUGA